AUGGCACUCUCCGUGGAGGCCCUCCCACCCUACCCAUCCAGCAAGGCGAGGGCUGCCCUCUCACCCUCGCAGGCUGCGACGCUCUAUCAAACUAUCUCUUCUCGUCUUGCGCAAACCCUUGCUUUACCGGCCGCGCAAUCUCACAAAUCCUCCAUUCAGACAUUCCUAGCCACCUACGCAAAGGACGCUGCACAGCUGGUGCUCAACUCGCUGAUCUGGGAACAAUCCCAGAGCCAAGGUCAAAACGUAUUCUCGAACUUGUCUCCGGUCGAGAAGACGAUACGACAACGCGUUUUCUUACUUUCGGAGCGAAUGGCUGCCUCGGGUUCUCUUAACCUGCAAACGCUUCUGGAUCUGAGCGUGGCUUAUGGUUCAACCAAUCUGACCCGUUUCCGGGGCCUCUUCUCCACGGCGUUCGCUCAUGGCACUUCAUCGCUCGUGUCUCAGGUAAAGGACGAAGCAAUCCCUGCGUUCACUUCUCUUAUUGCAGACGGCAAUGCGCAAGGGUUAUAUGGCUUGCGCAAAGCUGCACACAUCAUCUUGUCCCUCCUGCGCUCCGCGCCGUCAGACCUCACUCGCCUCUUCGCGCAAGACAAGCACUUCAUGAUCGCACUCGCGCGAGCGUAUGAUAAUGGCCUCGGGACGAUCGCACACUCCUACGGCGGGCUCAAUAUACGCUCUUCGCAUGACGCCCCAUUGGACGACUGGGAACGGCUAUUCCUCGAAACCAAAGUCGCGCUCAUAGACAGCUUCCAUCUCCUCAUCCGUGCCCUCCUCACCGAUGUCGCUGCCCAGCCAGGACAAGCCGCUGACCCCGCCUUCGAGGUCAUCUUCGGUCUGCUCGAUGUCCCGCCUUUCCGUCCGGCCGGGACCACAGCCUUCCUCGACCGCCCGCUCGUCUCGGACUACCAGCACGCAUACGACCUCUCGCGUACGCUCAAGGAAGCGCUGAAGAGCCUGGAUGACCCUCGCAGCGAGCUCCUCGAGUCCUCUCUGCGCACGCUUGAUGCAUCGCAGGGAGAGGGCUCGUCGGGACCGGGGGCGCUGAAGCUUCUCUUGCGCUCAUCCGGGGCGCCGCCCGCUAUCGACGCGCGCGGACGCGGGCCCUCUGCUGCUAGCGCAGGCAAAGGCAAGGGAAAGGGAAAGGGAAAGGCGGUCGCAGCGGAGCCGCGCGCAGACCCCGUGCUGGAGGCCGCCGUCGCACAGGUACUCGAGAUCUUGCCCGACCUGCCCGCGCCGUACCUGCGGUUCUUGGUGUCGAGCGAGAGCUAUCCGUACCGAGGGGACGCGGAACGGCUCUUGGGUGCGUUGCUUGAAGGGACGGCGCCGGGCCAGGAGGAAGUGGGCGGCGCUAUGCGUGCAGCAGAGGCGGCCGGCGCUGCGCCGAGCAUGCCCGUGGUGGAGAGGGCUCCAGGCGAGUUCACGUAUACGCGCGAGCGCCGGAACGUCUUCGACGAGGAGAAGAUAGAUAUGGAGAGCGUGCGCGUGGGGAAGAAGCGGGACGAGGCAGAGACCGUCCUUCAAGAUCGCUCCUUCGUCGCGGAGAUGAAGGCGGACAUCAUGCGGCGUGCGGAGGAGGCCAACUACGAGGAGGAUGAGGAAGACGACGCGGACCUCUAUGGGUACUCCGCAGGUAACAACGCUAAGGGCAAGGGUAAGGUCGUCGCGUUCGAGGAGGAGCUGGACGACGUCGAGGGCGGCGGGGUGAAGGUGCGGGAUGGCGACGAGAGCGGGCCAGAGGGGACGGCGUCGGAUGGAGAGGAUGGCGAUGAGGGUGAGGGAGAGGUGGAGGGAGGCAAGGCAAGGCCUGAGACGGUACUGGAGUUGGCGUACCUCCGGGACCAGAAGCUGUUUGAGAGGGAUGGGCAGACGAGGAGGAGCAAGGCGCGGGCGGAGCUGAGGGAACAGACAGGAUGGACGGACGAGCAGAUCGAGGGAUGGAAGAUCAUGCUGGAACGAAAUCCCAACAAAGACAAGACCCUCGCUAAACACGAGUUCACGGGCAACCGCCCCCUCCCCUCAUCCUCCUCGCACGAGGCGCACCGAGGAGGCUCGCGCGGGCGGGGACGCGGGCGCGGUGGGAGGGGACGCGGCGGUGGCGGUGGCCGAGGCGGUGGUGAAGGUGGAGGUGGAGGUGGCGGACAGGGCGACUCAGCAAGGGGCAGGGCGUGGAAGGACAAGAACAAAGCGAGUCGGGCGAACCAUAACCGGAAGAGGGGGCAUGAUAAGAAGAUGGCGAGGGUCGCAGGGCCUAGCUGA
Fomitopsis serialis is the source of this 2259-nucleotide messenger RNA. RefSeq lists its product as uncharacterized. The record is from RefSeq and is a predicted model, not a curated record. NCBI's taxonomy places the organism in Eukaryota, Fungi, Basidiomycota, Agaricomycetes, Polyporales, Fomitopsidaceae. The transcript has 4 exons. Gene Ontology annotation, molecular function: ubiquitin binding. Bases 1 to 2259 code for a protein of 752 amino acids.